Messenger RNA from Mus musculus (house mouse), 7058 nucleotides. It is a transcript of the gene Drg1, whose product is annotated as developmentally regulated GTP binding protein 1. NCBI's taxonomy places the organism in Eukaryota, Metazoa, Chordata, Mammalia, Rodentia, Muridae. The coding region runs from base 5573 to 6577 and encodes 334 amino acids. Gene Ontology annotation, molecular function: GTP binding; potassium ion binding; GTPase activity. The record is from RefSeq and is a predicted model, not a curated record. Gene Ontology annotation, biological process: positive regulation of microtubule polymerization; regulation of mitotic spindle assembly. The transcript is spliced from 9 exons. Gene Ontology annotation, cellular component: nuclear body; cytoplasm; cytosol.
GAACAGAGUUGGGUCCUACACAAGAGCAGCAUGAGUUCCUGAGCCAUCUCUCCAGACCCUGCUGAAAAACUGAAAAUAUUGGCCAAUUGUGGUGGCACAGGCCUUUCAUCCCAGCACUGGAUGUUACAGAGGGAUGUAACCUGCCUUGUGGAUGCUAGGAAGUGAGCUUAGGUCUUCUGAGAAAGCAGUCAGUAAUUUUUUGUUUGUUUUUUGUUAGUAAUAUUUUUUGUUUGUUUUUUGUUUUUCCAGACAGGGUUUCUCUGUAUGUGUGUGUGUGUGUGCUCUCGCUGCUCCCUUAAGUAGCCUCUUUGUUCUCUGUCUUCUCAUUAGAGUUGGGCAGAUCCUAGUCUUUAAAAUUUUUCUCUGAUUUAUCAUUUUGUCUGCCACUCAAUUAGACAUCACUUUCAAACAUGGCUACUUCCUUCUACAAACUAACGUGAUCUUCAAUGGGAUAGAGUUUGGGAUUAAAGGUAUGUACCGAGGGCAUGUCUGUAUUCCAGCCAGAGGGAUUAAAGGUGUGUGCUAAGUCUAGUGGUAACACCUAGAAACCUUUUUUGUUUUUUGUUUUUUUUUUUUUUUAAAUAGCACAAUCUUGGAGGCCCACAGUGGUCAAAUAUCCUGUAGCAAAAGCUAGUCUGUCUUGCUUGAACCAACAGCUCCAGGAAGAGAGACUAAAGAUCCACUGUCCUUCAAUGUCUGUACCAAUAAACACAGUAUCAUCUGCCAAGGUCAGACUCUGGUCUCUUUCCUGUCUUUUGUCUCUUUUGUCUCUCUCUCUCUUUUUUUUCUCUGUAUAGCUCUGGCUGUCCUGUAACUAACUCUGUAGACCAGGCUGGCCUCGAACUCAGAAAUCUGCCUGCCUCUGCCUCCCUAGUGCUGAGAUGAAAGGAGUGGGCUACCACGCCCGGACUCUUUUGUCUCUUUUACUCUGUGCUUUGACAACUAACAAAGGUCAACCUGGACUACAGGAGACCUCACCAUGCACCUUACCCCUCAAAGACAAGCAGAUGGUUCAUUUGAUAAAAGUGCUUUCUGCUGAAAUCUGAUGACAUGAGUCCAUCCUGGGUCUCACAGUGGAAGGAGAAAGAGUUGUCCUCUGAUGUUCAUCUUUGUACACACACACACACACACACACACACACACACACGAGAGACAGAGACAGAGAGACAGAGACAGAAAGAGAGAGAAUUAUUUAACGUUUAUUUAAUUUUAUGCUUAUGAAUAGUUUGCCUGUGUAUAUCUCUGUACCUCAUUUGUGCCUGAUCUUCUCAGAGGCCAGAAGAGAACAUUGGGCAGACCCCCCUGGCACUGGAGUUGGAUUACAGAUGGUUAUGAGAUGGUUCUUGGUUCUGGGAAUCAAAUUAGGAUCCCCUACCAUAGCUGCAUGUGCUAGUAACUGCUGAACCAUUGUUCCACCACACUAGAUACUCCUGGCCCAUCUUUUAUAACAACAACAACAACAACAACAUGAUGUGCCAUUGGGGAAGCAAAAGCCAGAGCCCCUACCCAGGAACUGCCAAGGAACACUUAAAAACUGUGAAGCAUUAACCAGAUAGAUGCGAUGAAGUAUCCUGGUCAGAGAAUGUGUUGUUGAGCACAAAACCAAGCCUGGACUACUUAGAAGAUCUUGUCUCACAAAACCAAGCAAAACCCAAACCCAAGAACUACUCAAGACACCUUAUACAUCUAAAAAAAAAAAAAAGUCCAAAACCAAAAACCAACCAACCAAACAAACAAAAAAACCUAACAACUGUAGUUAGUUUCUAACAGUUAAAAUCUCCUGGUAAGAUGGCUGGUGGUGGUGCACACCUUUAAUAUCAGCACUCAGGAGGCAGAGAGGCAAGAGGGUCUCUGAGUUCGAGGCCAGUCUGGUGUAUACAGAGUGAGUUCCAGGAAAGCUAUACCCUUUUUGGAAUGUUGGUCCUUUCCACCUCAGCCCCCAAUCUCCUCGAAAGAAAUGAGGCUUCUUUAUUUUUCUGUUUUGUUUGUUUGUCUUUUUGGGACAGGGUUUCUCUGUGUAGCCCUGGCUGUCCUGGAACUCACUUUGUAGACCAGGCUGGCCUUGAACUCAGAAAUCCACCUGCCUCUGCUUCCCAAGUGCUGGGAUUAAAGGCAUGUGCCACCACCGCCCGGCUUGUUUGUUUUUUGAUGAGGUCAAAUAUAACAUGGGCACCCUGCCAGCUCCUGAUUCUCCUGCCUCCACCUCCCAAAUACAGCUAUGUCACCACAUCUGACAUUAGUAUUUUAUUUGAGGCAAUCUGUCUUGGAACUCAACAUGUAGCCCAGGCUACCUCCAAUCCCACAACAUCUGUCUGACUCCAAAGCUGAAGUUCAGGUGUGAGCUACCACACUGAGCGUCACACGUUUAUUCUUGUUCUAUGGCAACAGGAUCUCCCUGUAACAAGUGGCUGACGCUGACUGGACCUAGGUUAUGGCUGUAAAGAGCUGAAUUUGCAGGUCCUAUGGAGAGAUUUGUUAAGGAGAACCCCCUUGCAGAGGUGACGCUUUGUUGCUGUCCCAUAUUCCAUGAGCACCCUGGUUGGAAGGGCUGCUGAUUUGAUUUUAUCUGUCUUUUAAGACUGAUCUUUGAUCACUCCCCUUUCCAGCUGGGCUUCCUGCCUCUUCUUCCCUUCUCCAUUACUAAUGGCGCUGGAUCAAGUUACCUCAUUAUUCCUUAAUUUAUUUAUGAAAAGGCUGAGGUUAAAGAAAAGAAGCAAAGCCCAGGUCCUUCAGGAACUUUCUGUAAAAGCGUUUGUUUCCCUUUCCCUCCCUACAACUAGAUACAAUUUCUCACUGUUACCCCUGGCAAGCUGGAAUAGUUUUUAUUUACAAACUUAUAUAAAUAAACCCUUCUCUGGGUGGGGCAGAGGCCAUCUGUAUGGGUAAGCCUCUUCUGUCCAUUCCCAGUGGAUUAAUCUAUCAACACAAACUCACUUAUACACAGCAAGCUUCUUUCAGAGAGCAAAACAGUGCUGGGCAUGCUGACUACCUUUCCAUAAAACACUUGAAGAAGAGAAGUCUUUUUAAAAAAGGUUUAUUUAUUACCAGGCAGUGGUAGCUCACGCCUUUAGUCCCAGCAUUUGGGAGGCAGAGGCAGGUGAAUUUCUGAGUUCAAGGCCAGCCUGAUCUACAGAGUGAGUUCCAGGACAGCCAGGGCUACACAGAGAAACCCUGUCUCGAAAAAAACAAAACAAAACAAAACAAAAGGUUUAUUUAUUAUAUACACAGAGUUCUGCCUGCAUAUAAGAAGAGGGCACCAGAUCUCAUUAUAGAUGGUUGUUAUCCACCAUGUAGUUGCUGGGAAUUGAACUCAGGACCUCUGGAAGAUCAGUCAGUGACCUCAACCUCUGAAUCAUCUCUUCAGCCCAGGAGAAGUCUUUUUAAAUUUUAUCACUACACAGUAAUUAUGGGUGCAUCAAUCUUAUAUAAAAUGGAAACACAGAAAUAUAUGUGAGCCAGCGAGAUGGCUCUGUGUGUAAAGGUGCCUCCUGACAAGCCUGAGGAUCCAGCUUUGAUCCCUGGGGUUCAUACUGUCUUCUGAUCUCCAUAUGAGCAACAGACCUCCAGAGUCAGGGAGUGUGGAGGGGGUUGUUAGAGAGAUGGCUCAGCAAUCAAGAGCACUGCCUGUUCUCCCAGAGAACCCAAGUUCAAUUCCUAUCACCCACAUGGCAGCUCACAUCGAUCUCACACCAAUGCACAUAAAUUAUAUUUGUAUAUAUAAUUUAUACAUAGAAAAUAUCCAUAAUUUUAUGCAUAUAAAUUAUACAUACCCUAAAUAAAAUGUAUAAUUUGUAAAAAUUUAAUGAGAAAGUAGAACCAAUAGUAAUAAGCUAAAAAAAAAAAAAAAUCAGAAAACAGAGUAUCCUAGCACUCAGGACUAAAGAGGCAGGCAAGAUCUCUGAGUUCAAGGCCAGUCUGGUUUACAGAGUGAGUUCAGGAUAGCCAGGGCUACACAGAGACUUGUCUAGAAAGAACAAAAACAAAAACUCAAAAGUAAAAGGUGGAGUGGUGAUAUACUCCUUCAACCUCAGCACUGAGUCAGUGGAUCUGGGGGAGUUCCAAGCCAGCCUGGUCUACAUAAUUAAUUUUAGAUCAUUCAAAGUUACACAGUUAGAUAAAAGAAAGUAUGCACCCGUGUCCAAAGCCCAAUUAAACAAUUACACAAAGCAAAUGGUCGGUCCCUCUAUGUCCCUCAUCAUCAGACCCAUAAACAAUUCUCCCCUCAGGGUUCAGGGGGAUCCUCCCGAUCUAAGUGUCAUGAGUGAGUCCUCGGCAUUACAGGAAAAACCUUCCUAUGGGAACCAUUCUUUUACCUCCCUUUUUCUUUUUUUCCCUUUUUUAUUUUAUUUUUUUCCCAGUUUUUCGAGAUAGCUUUCUCUGCCUUGACUGUCCUGGAACUUGCUCUGAAGACCAGGCUGGCCUGGAACUGAACUCAGAGAUCUACCUGUUUCUGCUUCCUGAGUACUGGGAUCAAAGGCGUGCGCCUCUAUCAUCUGGUUUAUCUACAUUUCCUAGAAUGUACUUUCUGGCAUGGUGUGUGGUAGUCGAGGGUUGCCUUGAACACAGGAGAUCCUUGGUCUCAGCACCACCAGGAGACACACUCCGGUACUUUUUUUUUUUUUUUUUUUUGAGACAGGGUUUCUCUGUAUAGCCCUGGCUGUCCUAGAACUCACUCUGUAGAGCAGGCUGGCCUCGAAGUCAGAAAUCCGCCUGCCUCCCAAGUGCUGGGAUUAAAGGUGGGUACCACUACCCUAUGCCUCUCUAAGUGUAUUUCUAACAAACAGCCUAGAGAGUAUAAUGAUAAAAGGCACAGUUCUAUUUGUCCAUCUGACAAAUUCGGGACUCACUUCCAGUCACACUACGCUUUAGUGGCUGUAACCUUAUUUUACACAAUAAAAAUGCUUUUAUAUUUAUUUAUGCAUUCCCUUCUAAUUUGUGCUAACAUAAUUUCCAACUUUUCAACAUGAUAGCUUCUCCAAGUAAUGGCUCUCUCUGGAAGAGCUCAUUCGAUCCACUAACUGUGGCUCGUUGAGUGCCACACUCCUUCUUUAGGGUUCCUGGUAAACAAAGGAUCCCUCAAAAAUUGUGCCCCCCACCCCUCUGAGUCUCUCUACAACCCCCCACCCCUCUGAGUCUCUCUACAACCCAGGAAGCCGAGGUCUGUCCUGAUGAAGAAAGGGAGCUUCCAAGUAUCUGCGCGCACUCUGAUGGUCGCCGGGUUUAGGUGCACGCUGGGCACGGGAGUCGAAGGGGCGAGCGCAGGUCCGGCGGGGUGGGGCCGAGCUGCGCGCGACCCUCGGCGCGCUCCGGGAAGUUGGCCCGAGCGACCGCUCUGGUCACCUCACUGCGGGCUCUAUGACACCGCGCUGGCUGGCGGGACAGGGAGGAGUCGGCGGAGAAGGCGGAGACCGCCCAUCUCCGAGAGCGUCGGCGCGGACUUCUCGCGGAACCGUGUCGCGAGCUUAGCAGAUCCCGCGCUUGCGCGCUGCAGUGGUGGCCAGAGGCGCGGCGGGCGCGAGAAGGGGGACCUAACCAGUGUGGAGGCUGGUGUGGCCUUAAGCCCUCCGCCACCAUGAGCGGGACCUUAGCGAAGAUCGCGGAGAUCGAAGCCGAGAUGGCUCGGACUCAGAAGAACAAAGCCACAGCUCAUCACCUUGGCCUGCUUAAGGCUCGCCUUGCUAAACUUCGAAGAGAACUCAUCACUCCUAAAGGUGGCGGCGGCGGGGGGCCAGGAGAAGGUUUUGAUGUGGCCAAGACAGGUGAUGCUCGAAUUGGGUUUGUGGGUUUUCCAUCUGUGGGGAAAUCAACUCUGCUAAGUAACUUAGCAGGAGUGUAUUCUGAAGUGGCAGCCUAUGAAUUCACUACAUUGACCACAGUGCCUGGUGUCAUCAGAUAUAAAGGUGCCAAGAUCCAGCUCCUGGAUCUCCCGGGUAUUAUUGAAGGUGCCAAGGAUGGGAAAGGUAGAGGUCGUCAAGUCAUUGCAGUGGCCCGAACGUGUAAUUUGAUUUUGAUUGUUCUGGAUGUCCUAAAACCCUUGGGACAUAAGAAGAUAAUUGAAAAUGAGUUGGAAGGCUUUGGGAUUCGCUUGAACAGCAAACCCCCCAACAUUGGCUUUAAGAAGAAAGACAAGGGAGGCAUUAACCUCACAGCCACUUGUCCUCAGAGUGAACUGGAUGCUGAAACAGUGAAGAGCAUUCUGGCUGAAUAUAAGAUUCAUAAUGCUGAUGUGACUUUGCGUAGUGAUGCCACAGCUGACGACCUCAUUGACGUGGUCGAAGGGAACAGAGUUUAUAUUCCCUGUAUCUAUGUAUUAAAUAAGAUUGAUCAGAUCUCCAUUGAGGAGUUGGAUAUUAUCUAUAAGGUGCCUCACUGUGUACCCAUCUCUGCUCAUCACCGCUGGAAUUUUGAUGACCUUUUGGAGAAAAUCUGGGACUAUCUGAAACUAGUGAGAAUUUACACCAAACCGAAAGGCCAGUUACCAGAUUACACAUCUCCAGUAGUGCUGCCUUAUUCUAGGACCACUGUGGAAGAUUUCUGCAUGAAGAUUCACAAAAAUCUCAUCAAAGAAUUUAAAUAGUAAGCAUCGUGGGCAUGUGACCUCUCCUCUCCUUUGCUUUGGUCUGGGGUCUGUCUGUGAAACAUAAUCCUCAGAAAGUGGGUAAAGACCACACAUUGGAAGAUGAAGACGUCAUUCAGAUUGUGAAGAAGUGAAGUCCUCUUGCCAUCUGCUGGCUGGCCACAGCAGUGUUCCUUAUGACUAAGUACCUUCCUCAGCCCCUCUGUCUUUGGCAGCCUCUGGAUUGGGAUACAGGGAUUGAUAUGGAGACUUAUCAAACUGAAACACCACAAUUUUUUUCUUUCCGGAGAUAGGGUGUUAUGUAUUUCAGGCUGGCUUUGAACUCUUGCAGCUGAGGCUGGCCUAGAAUCCCUUUCAUCAGCCUCCAUCUCCUCAGUGCUGGGCUUACCACUGUGCACCUUUAGCUCCUCAGCAACACCACUUUCCCUACUUUGCUGUCACUUCUAUUGAACUGUAUAAAGAAGCUGGUGGGCCCGCUGGC